Molecule: messenger RNA, 696 nt
Organism: Stegodyphus dumicola
Lineage: Eukaryota; Metazoa; Arthropoda; Arachnida; Araneae; Eresidae
Product: KRAB-A domain-containing protein 2-like
Source: RefSeq, a predicted model, not a curated record
AUGGAUAAAGCAAAGCAGAAAAAAGAAAGUGUUGACUAUCGUCGACUAGGAAAAUAUGAUGUUAUUGAGGUUGACGGAAAAGAAAAACUUAUUGUGCCAGUAACAGAAGACAAUAGCGUUAUUUUGUACUAUGUGCACACAGAAGAGUUAUUCGACUCGCUACAUGAUAUUCACUUGAAAAUUGGACAUGGAGAUAGCAUACGGAUGGAGAAGGAGCUGCAAACUAAGUACAAAAAUGUCACCAAGGAAAUCAUUACAUUGUAUCUCCGCUUAUGCAAACCGUGUCAGACCAAAUUAUCUAAUCCUAAGAGAGUUCUAGUUUCUAAACCUUUGAUAUUUAAAGAAUUUAACUCAAGAUGCCAGGUAGAUCUUAUCGACAUGCAAAGUAACCCAGACGGCGAAUUCAAGUUUAUACUCAAUUACCAGGAUCACUUAACAAAGUUCAUAUUAUUGCGAGCUCUGAAAAGCAAAAGAGCAGAAGUUGCUUACCAGCUACUGGAUGUCUUCACCACCAUAAGUGCACCAAGCGUGCUUCAAUCAGAUAAUGGAACAGAAUUUGCGAAUCAAGUUAUUAAUGAACUCAAGAACAUGCGGCCUGAAUUGAAACUAGUUCAUGGAAAACCGAGGAAUAGCCAAAGCCAAGGUCCAGUAGAACGUGCCAAACCAAGAUGUUCAGAAUACGAUGAUGACAAAUAA